UGCUGUUCCUUCUCCACCCGGCGCCUGUCCCCCCCACGGCCAGAUCCCAGUCCCAGCCCCCCGGCAGCGGCCUGGCCCCCCCCACCACCAACAUUAACAACAACAUCAACAUAAACAUUGGCAGCUCCAGCGGGGCCACGGUGAGCCGGCGGCAGCACUGCCCGUACUGCGGCCGCCACUACCGCUCGUUGGCACGCCACCUGGAGAAGCACCACGGCAACCAGCCGGAGGUCCGGGCCGCCAUGGAGCUGGCUCACCUGCAGACACACAGCUCUUCAAACGGCAGCGCCUCGCACCCCCACCCCUCGUCGUCGUCCUCCACCACUCACAGCCAUUCCUUUGCUGUCCCUCAGCCCUCGGCCUCCAACCCCGCUCCCCCCCCCCUCUUCUCCAGGGAGAGGGAGUCUCCCGCCACGCGCUCCAGCACGGGGGGCGUCUCCUUCUCCCUCUCGCUUUCGCCGCCUUCUUCUGCUCAGCCUGCAGCCGCCAAGAAGGGGCCGAGCUUACAACCCCCCAGCACAAAACGGCCCGCCCCCGCGACGGUUUCACGAGUCAAGAGUCCGUCACCCCCUCCCCCGUCUACUCCCAGAAGGGGUCGGAGGCUGAAGAGAGAGAAGCACGAAGAGCAGCAAAAGGUGGAGGUGGAAAGCUCAAGGAGCCAAGAGGAGCUGGUUCCACCUCCUACCCCUGAGCCAGACAUAGAUCCAGAUGAAGAUCUAGAGCUGAGUGGAGAAGAACACGCACCGGAGGAGAAGAACGGAGACAUUGUAAGCAUACAGAGACAUCACAUGUCUCCGCUGCUCUCGUCCCUCUCCUGUUUGGUCCUCUACCUCCGCCGCCAGCAGCACUCCUCGUUCCUCUCUCUAACCCGCUCUCCUCACUCUGCCGAGGCCUGGCGCCUGCUCUGCCAUUCCAGCCUCUCCCUUCUCAUCCUCUACAACCGCCACCGGGAAUGUGAGGUGGCCAAGCUCACUGUCCAGGACUACCGCAACCGCGUGAACCCUCUGGUCAGCUCCGGCAACAGUUCCCCAUCUGGCAUGGAAGCCCCCCUGUCCCCCUUUGAGCGCCAGGUCCUCUGUAACCUUCCGCGGGCUAGUGUUUUGGGCAAGCGUGGUCGCAUCCAGCCACUGAUUCUCCCGCCUCACUGUGAGUCCUGCCUGGACCUACUCCUUCAAACCAGCUCCAAUGUGGGCGUGGACCCAGAGAGUCCCUAUGUCUUCUCCCGGCCCUACCACUCUCCUGCCACACCGCUCCGGGGCACGGACCUCCUGAGAAACCUGGCACGAUCCAGCGGGGCCAAGAACCCCGGUGCAUUAACGGCGACGCGUGUGCGGCGGCAGGUAGCAAUACUUACUCAGCUGCUGCUGUUAGAGGAGGGCGAGGUACAGGGGGGGGCCACCAAACGGCUGGAGGAGUUCCUGGAACGGGAGUACCACGUGACCCAGAACUGCUCCACGAUCAUACGGGAUCCAGCACUGAUGGGCCGUGUGGGGCGGGUUGUUCUCUACGGAGAGAAGGAGGGCGUGCUUUUCCGAGGGAUGAGCCUCCAGCACAUCUGUCUCGAGUUGGAUGUAAUGUCCGGCAACUCAGCAGACUCCUUCUCCGAAGAUUCAGAGGCAGAGGAAAAAAAGGAAGAAGUUAAGGAGAAAGCUGAGGUGACGGUGAAGAAGAAAGGACCGGGGCGACCGCCACGGAAGAAGAGAGCGCCCAUUUCCUCCCCAGGCAACCCGUCAAUACCCAGUGUUCAUAAGAGAAGAUGCAUUCCUCCCAAAUCAGGGAAGCGUGGCGUGCUGAAGCGGCCGUGGUCAGAGGCUGAGCGUGUAGCCGUGGAGACCCACCUGAAGAGAAACCUCGUGGAGCUGCGGGUCCCGGCGAAGGCCGACUGCGAGCGCUGCCUGGAACUCUGCCCCCUGCUGGUGAGCAACCAGCGAGACUGGAGGGCGAUCAAGUUCUACGUCCACAACCGCAUCCAGCUGCUGAAGAAGCAGGGGAGGAGGGAAAGUGCCGCGUCCGUCUGCUAGGGACAGACUCAGACAGACGCGAGAGGACACGUACCAUAAUGUAUAAACCACCAGCAAUCAUAAGGAAGAGAAAAGGUGGGGUCAGGAUUGAGAAGUGUAAGAAAACGGACUACGUCUUGGUUGCUCCAGUUGAGGAUCAGUCAUUCUCCUAGUGUUGGGAUGUCCAGUGUCUGUUCUGGAUCUACUUUUAAGCUGUUGGAAAAGAUGAUGCUUAUUUUUGGUCAUCCUCUAUUUAAAUAGUUGACAGGUGAGAUAUAUGAGAGAGAGAAGGUGACAUGCAUCGUACGUCCCUGGAGUGAGAGACACCAGUCCACUAGGUUGCAGUUAGUCCUUUAGACCACCAGGACACCUUUACAGCAAAUGGUCCUCGGUCUGGGUUGCUUUCACUAAAGGCUGAUGACCAAACAUGAAUGUGGAAAGCUUUUGGAGGAAGAAACCAAUGGUCCCCAUUUUUCUUUCUUUUUUUAAAUAUCCCCACAGAUAGACUACGUAUGAACUUGUAUACUUUGUGUUUGAUAUUGACUGACCUCGUGCCCAACUGACGAGCAGAUUAAAACAAUUGUUUGGACGGUGACAUUUGGACAUCACUGAAGGGGUUUUGCACACCUCUUCUACCACGGUCAUGGUCUAGACUACUCUGUAUCGAGGCACGCCUACUUGAAUUUAUUGCGUAUCGGAAUUUUUAAAGAAAUAUUUCAGAAUCAACUUACGGUCUUAUUCACAAUGUAAAUACUUCCUAAUCUAUGGCAAAUAUACAGUAGUGAUGUGUGUGGUGUAUAUACUGUAAAUACUACCUGUACUUAUUAAAGUGUAUGACAUUU
Messenger RNA from Etheostoma spectabile (orangethroat darter), 2842 nucleotides. RefSeq lists its product as uncharacterized. The transcript has 4 exons. Bases 243 to 2021 code for a protein of 592 amino acids. Lineage: Eukaryota; Metazoa; Chordata; Actinopteri; Perciformes; Percidae. The record is from RefSeq and is a predicted model, not a curated record.